GCCGGCCAAUACAAGCGAUGCGCCGUGUUCGAUCGUGCGUUCCCCUGAUCCAGCCGCAUCCCGCCGUCCCCCGACUAUGGGCAUCGUCCUGACCAAGCUCUGGCGGCUGCUCUGGAGCCAAACGGAAUACAAGAUUUGCAUCGUCGGCCUGGACAACGCCGGCAAGACAACAGUCCUCUAUAGACUGAUAUACAACGAGUCUGUCAGCACAUCACCGACGAUCGGGAGCAAUGUGGAGGAACUGAGGUACAAAAACAUAAGGCUAAUGGUCUGGGAUAUCGGCGGUCAAGAGUCGCUGCGACAGUCAUGGAGCACAUACUAUGUCAAUUCCAAGGCUGUGAUCAUGGUCAUCGAUAGCAGCGACGUCGGACGGCUCCACAUCGCCAAGGCAGAGCUACACCGCAUGCUGGAGCACGAGCAUUUGAAGAGUGCCUGCUUGCUCGUCUUUGCCAACAAGCAGGAUGUCAAGGACAGCCGCUCGGCGAUGCAAAUCUCUGAGGCUCUGGCACUUUCGACCUUGAAAGAUCGGCAUUGGCAUAUCCAGGGAUGUUGUGCCAUCACCGGCGAAGGACUUCAUGACGGGCUCGACUGGAUCGUCACUCGGCUAACUUCCUGAACACCCUGAAUGUCGUAAUGAAAUACAGCAAUGUGCCCAGUAGCGACAGGGUGGGGAACUGCAUCGUGAUAACCGGUGUGUUUCGAGUCGCUGUGACUUGGAACGCUAUCGCAUCUUGAUGGCGAUGAAUGGUGGACGACUUGGUUUGUUCGCCAACGGAUCGCCCAAGCAACAAUACAGCGUGUUGAAGCAAAAAUGAGACACAUCGUCUCAUUCGAGCAAACACGGCGAAGUCGGAUCAUA
Messenger RNA from Polychytrium aggregatum, 859 nucleotides. RefSeq names its product ARF-like protein. Gene Ontology annotation, biological process: protein localization to Golgi membrane; vesicle-mediated transport; intracellular protein transport. Lineage: Eukaryota; Fungi; Chytridiomycota; Chytridiomycetes; Polychytriales. The transcript has 7 exons. Gene Ontology annotation, molecular function: GTPase activity; GTP binding. Bases 77 to 616 code for a protein of 179 amino acids. Gene Ontology annotation, cellular component: trans-Golgi network; cytoplasm. The record is from RefSeq and is a predicted model, not a curated record.